Molecule: messenger RNA, 1089 nt
Organism: Linnemannia hyalina
Lineage: Eukaryota; Fungi; Mortierellomycota; Mortierellomycetes; Mortierellales; Mortierellaceae
Source: the annotation of a GenBank genome assembly
AUGAUGCAGGACCAGCCCACCUUGACUGUCACCGCCCACGGUGCCCAGAACCUCCAAGAUGUCGAGACCAUCGGUAAGCAGGACCCCUAUGUCCGGUUCUCGACCGACUUCAACAACGCCAAAUCCUUCCAAAAGACCUUUGUCCACAAGGAUGCCGGCAAGACCCCCACCUGGAACCAGACCUUCUCGUUUGUCCUCGCCGGCGAGCCCGAGCUCUUUGUCGAGAUCAUGGACGAGGAGACCACCGCCGACGCCGUCAUCGCCUUCGCCGCUAUUCCUAUUGCCCAGAUCGUCCACGCCCCUGGCGGUACCUUCAACGGUAUCUUUGACGUCUACACACCCAGCGGCAAGACCCAGGGCGAGAUUAACCUGACCUUGGUUGCCCAGAACGUCCCUGGCCAGAACACUUCCCCUGUCCACUCUGCCGGCCAGCCCGUCAAGGGCACGUCGCACAUCUCUAUCGAGCAUCAGAAGCGUAUGAAGUCCCUUGCCAACAAGGAGAAGGCCUCCGAUGUCGGAACUGCCGCCUUUGGAGGUCUCUUGGCCGUUGGAGCUGGACUCUUGGCCAACAAGCUCGUCAACGAUAACAAGAAGGAGGAGGCGGCCAAGAAGGAGGCCGAGCGCACCGCCGCUGCUGAGCGUGAGAGAUUCGAGACCGAGAAGCACCAACUCGAGGCCCAACGUCACCAGUUUGAGCAGCAGCAGCAGCAAGCCCAGCAGCAGCAGCAGCAGGGCCAGCAGCAGCAACAGCAGGGCCAGCACGGAUACGGCGGCCAGUCCCACGUCAACCCUCAGGAGCACCACCAAGGCGGUCACGACCAGGGCAAGCACAAGAAGGACAAGAAGGACAAGAAGGACAAGAAGAGCAAGCGCCACGGCGGUUCCGGCUCUGACUCUGACUCGUCGUCUGACUCUGACUCUGACAGUGACAAGAAGAAGAAGGGCAAGAAGUGGGAUGCCCACGGUCGCCAUUACUCUGCCGGCGACAAGGUCAAGUACGACGGCGACAAGUACAUCUGCCUCCAAGGUCACAACUCCCAGUCUGACUGGGCACCCACUGUUGCCCACUCCCUCUGGCGCCGCGAUUAA